CCUCUGUGUGUGUGACGUCCUUUUCCCUCACCACUGGUUUUAAAUGCCUUUUGGUCCAUUUCUCACUCGCUCCAUCGCAUUUGCUGUGGAGUUUUCUCCUUUCACAGAGAAAUCACGAACAGGGUCACUUCCAUUUUCCAGCUUUCUCUCGAUUCAAACUCGGAUUUCUUCAGAGCUUUUUUGUGUCAAAGCGGCGGCGGCCAUGAAUUAUUGCUUUCCUGAUUGGAACUUUGAGGGUGAUCUUCCUUCAGCUAGCCAUAAGAAAUCAAUGGGACAUGAACAUGAUGAUCUUGUGGAGCUGUUAUGGAGAAAUGGGCAAGUGGUCUUACAAAGCCAAAAGGCUAGAAAGCCAAGCCUUAUUCAGAAACAGAGUCAACCACUUGAUAGGACUAAUAUUUCUUCUGGAAUUUCAAGCACUUUGAUUCAAGAUGAUGAGACGGUUUCGUGGAUUCAUGAUCCGCUCAACGACGAUUCGUUCGACAAGGAAUUUUGUUCGGAGUUCUUCUCCGAAUUGCCACAAACUAGAUUUGGUGCCUUUGAUGCUGCUGCUGCUACUACUCAGAACUCUAAGCCUCCUGCAGUUCUUGCUGAGCUUCCUACGAACACGAUGCCUCCUCCGAGAUAUCAGUGUUCGGAUUCGAUACGACAAACGAAGGAUUUGGGAGAUUUAGGAAAAAUGGUGAACUUUUCUCGAGUUCCUGUGGCAGUGAGGGGUGAUUUGGGAUCAUCAAAUGGAGGGAGAGAGGCUGGAAACUUGAUACAUGGAGAGGGAAAAGAUUGUUCAGCAACGACGGUUGGUUCGAGCCACUGUGGAAGCAACCAAGUUCCUAAUCCUGAACCAAAUGUGAGCCGAGUUUCGACGAGUGGCGUCGGGAAUGCUGGCUUAUCUGUUGAUCUCUCUAACAAAAAGAUGGCUGCACAAGGUGAGAGGGGGAAAACUGAGACCAUGGAUCCAACCGCUACUUCGUCCUCAGGCGGUUCGGGAAGUAGUAUGGAUAGAAGUAGAACAAUUGGACAAUCUAAUGGAGGUAAUGGCAACAAAAGAAAAGGUCGAGACGGGGAAGAAUCCGAGUGCCAAAGCGAGACUGCUGAACUAGAAUCUGCUGAGGGAAACAAGGCAGCUCCACGGUCAGGAUUUCCGCGCAGGACUCGUGCUGCUGAAGUACAUAACCUUUCGGAAAGGAGAAGAAGAGAAAGGAUAAAUGAAAAGAUGAAAGCACUGCAAGAACUCAUACCACAUUGUAAUAAGACCGACAAAGCUUCAAUGUUAGAUGAAGCUAUUGAAUAUUUGAAGUCACUUCAAUUACAACUACAGGUUAUGUGGAUGGGAAACGGGAUGGCGCCAAUGAUGUUUCCCGGUGUUCAACAUUACAUGUCUCGAAUGGCUAUGGGCAUGGGAAUGGCUCAACCUUCAAUGCCUUCAAUGCCUUCAAUUCACAACUCAAUGCAAUUACCUCGGGUCUCGGCUGUCGAUCAAUCGGUUUCAGCGACUCCGACUCCAAACCAACCGACGAUAUGCCAACCUCAACUUUUCAACCCCGUGAAUUAUCAAAAUCAGAUGUCGAAUCCCGCUUUGCAAGAGCAGUAUGCUCGUCUAAUGGGCUUCCAUCAUAUGCAACCUAGCUCACAGCCCAUAAAUGUCUUCAGAUUUUGUCCCUCAACAGUCUUGCAAAGUCAAACGCCAGCAGCAACUGGCCCUGCUAGUGGACCUACUUUUGGGGGAUCUAUAGCCAAUGAUAUUGUAAAUGGAACUUUGGGUUGACAACCGAAAAUUAUCCAUGUUUAUCAGUUAGCUAAGGUUCCUCCCUCAGUCUAUAACAGAGCAUCAUUCCCAGAUUGUUGUUCUCCAUGUAUAUCUGAUACAGAUUCUUGCCUCCUUGCCUCCAAGAACACAGCUUAUAUGAAUUCAAGGUAUUUAACAAAUUUUUUUGUCGAAAAAACCGCUACGAAAAAUAAGUUCAUCUAGUUUGUUCUACCGAAA
Molecule: messenger RNA, 1981 nt
Organism: Cucurbita moschata (crookneck pumpkin)
Lineage: Eukaryota; Viridiplantae; Streptophyta; Magnoliopsida; Cucurbitales; Cucurbitaceae
Product: transcription factor PIF4-like
Exons: 9
Coding region: 44-1762 (572 amino acids)
Biological process (GO): regulation of DNA-templated transcription
Molecular function (GO): protein dimerization activity; DNA-binding transcription factor activity
Source: RefSeq, a predicted model, not a curated record